This is a messenger RNA of Triticum aestivum (bread wheat), 2181 nucleotides long. RefSeq lists its product as uncharacterized. The coding region runs from base 1256 to 1813 and encodes 185 amino acids. The transcript is spliced from 3 exons. The record is from RefSeq and is a predicted model, not a curated record. NCBI's taxonomy places the organism in Eukaryota, Viridiplantae, Streptophyta, Magnoliopsida, Poales, Poaceae.
CUUCUCCUCCUAUCCCUCUUCUGCGCCGUUCUUUCGUCCCGUUGGCUCCCCUCGCCCGGCUUCCAGCCUCGCGUUCACCUUCAACAUCCCCUCCAAGGCUAGAUGGCGCCUCCCGCCGGUCACCGUGGAAAAGCAGGGAUGGCCGGGUCUUCAUACUGAGGGUGGAGGAGCAGGGGGAGGGCCAAGGGGCCAGCGGUGUGGGACCGAGCAGCGAAGCCGGCGAACCAAGUGGUGGACCCCCCACGGGGUGGAGGAGAGGCCGGGGAUUGUGGCAAGGAGCAGCAGUGUCAUGGAUCAUGGAUCUGCAGGGAAGGGGAUGUCUCGACGGCUGAGGAUGGUGCUUACGGGACGGGAGGAGCUCAGAGUGGCACUCCCAUUGAGGGAUGGAUGGUGCCAAGGUGGAUAUAAAAGGGAACAGCAAGAGGAUUUUCAUUUUUUUAGCUACAGAUUAGCGUGCCAGGCAGUUAGAGCAACUCCAAAGGGCCGACCCAUUUCGUCUGCUGCCGUCCGUUUGGGUCGGCGCGGACAAAAGUGGCGGUCCAAAGCGCCGACCCAAACCCAAAUCACGUCCGUGCCGACGCAUUUGCGGCCCAAAUUUGCACCCCAAAUGCGUCGGCACGGACGCCACGCGCGCCUUCUCGCUGUCCGCUGCGUCCCCACCUGGCGGCUGUCCAACUACCUGCUGCCCAUGCGGUCAGCUUAAUUUAUGACCAUGGGCCCACGCGUCAGCGACGACGCUCGUCCUUUUUUAAGCCGACCGUGCGGCGGGGCCGUCCUCAUCCAAACUCGCCGUCCAAAUCUAGCAAGCUUUGCUCCCCCGUCACCGGCAAGCCCUAGCCACCAGAACCACAGCGAGAUGGGGCUCUUCUCCGGCGCCGGCAGCAGCAAGGCCAAGGGCAAGACCCCCGCCACCCCUUUCCCCUUAGAGUUCCUCCCGCCUCCGUCGGCGCCUCGUCGGCAGAGGCAGCGCGUGAACGUGCCAGUGCACCAGGCGGAGUGGCACUGGCGGCACCGCCAGCCUCUGCCGUACCCGGACGUGACCCUGUCGCACGACUGACAUCUGGAUCCAGAUAGGAUCCCAGUGCCGGCGGCGCCGCGGACGGCUAGGGCUCACGCGGAGGAGGUGCGGCGUCGGUGGGCGCUGCUGACGCCGGAGCAGCGCCGCGAGCCCGCCUACUGGGCGAGGUGGUUCGCCUUUGAGCACGAGGAGGCGAGGCGACGGGACGUGCGCGAGGUCGACCGGAGCGAGCCGCCGAUGCCGCUCAUCGUCCGCGAGGAGGACCAGGCGGCCGAGGACGCCUACCAGGCGGCCCUUGCGGCCGUCUACCGGGAGAGCGAGGAGGACGAGCAGCGCAGGGCGGAGGUGGCGGAGGAAGAGGAGGCUCGCUACGAGGCGGCAAUGGCGCAUGCACUUGCCCUCUCCGCGGCGGGCGACUGCGUGGUGCUGCCGGUGGCCCCGCCGUCCCCUCCCCGAUGCCUCAUCAAGCCGGAGAAGCAGCCGGAACCCGAGCCGAAGCCGUCCCCCAUCGAGCGCUACUCCUGGACGGGAGUAGUGCGCGAGUGGGUACGCGCGCCGCCGGUCUGGAUGGGGGCGACGCCGGUGCAGGAGGCGGCGUACCUCGAGCACUGGCGCCAGAUUCGGGUGGCCAAGAAGCGCUGCGACGUCGAGUACCUCGAGAUGCUCGAGCGCGACCUCGAGGAGGAGCAGCGUGAGGCCGAGGAGGAGGCGCACCAGGCCGCGGCCGCACAGGCCCCCGCGCCGGCACAGCCUGCGCCCGACAUGGCUGCGCUCUGGAACACAUCGUUCUCCUAGGCCGGGCCGGCGCCGACGCCGACGCUCAUCGACCUCACGGACCCCGAGGCCGCCGCCGCCGCCGCCUAGGGCAGCGUGCUGCCUCGUAGUUUAGGUUUUUUUAAAUGCAAAUGUGGACGCGUGGACUCUCGCCGGCCUUCGUGGCCGGCUUUAUGUUUAAUUAAUGUUGUUUUUCUUUUUAAAUAUGCAUGCGUUAUUUUUUUAGCGCCAUCAAAAUGGGUCGGCUAGCGUUGGGCGCACGCGCCGACCCAAAAGCGAAAGCGGACAUCCGUGUCCGACCGACCCAAACGGACAAAAGCGCCGUUCAUUUGGGUCGGCCCGUUGGAGUUGCUCUUAUAAGAAUAAGAAUAUGGAAAACGAUCUAAAAC